Dromiciops gliroides (monito del monte) is the source of this 2811-nucleotide messenger RNA. It is a transcript of the gene TSPAN18, whose product is annotated as tetraspanin 18. Gene Ontology annotation, cellular component: membrane. The record is from RefSeq and is a predicted model, not a curated record. NCBI's taxonomy places the organism in Eukaryota, Metazoa, Chordata, Mammalia, Microbiotheria, Microbiotheriidae.
CACGAAUGGAAUGAAGAAACUGAGGCCUGAGGACAUCAAGUGACAUAUGCAAGUUUAUACUAGCAGCCAAGAGGAGGUCAAGGUUUUCCAAUAAUAAAAAUAGACCAGGAUCCCUUGGACCCUUUGGAGUCAGGUGUCUCACUGAAGUCCCAAGAGCUCUAAAGGAGGAAGAGCACCAUGGAGGGCGACUGUCUGAGCUGCAUGAAGUAUCUGAUGUUUGUUUUCAAUUUCUUCAUAUUCCUGGGAGGUGCCUGCCUGCUGGGCAUCGGGAUCUGGGUCAUGGUGGACCCCACCGGGUUUCGAGAGAUUGUGGCCGCUAACCCCCUCCUCUUCACGGGUGCCUACAUCCUGCUGGCCAUGGGAGCCCUGCUCUUCCUACUCGGUUUCUUAGGCUGCUGUGGAGCGAUCCGGGAAAACAAGUGUCUGCUACUCUUUGUAAGUUUUUCCCUUGUCAUUUUGUUAAUAUUCCUGGCGAGCGUCUCAGCAGCCAUCCUGGCCUUCAUCUUCAGAGAAAAUCUAACAAGAGAGUUCUUCACCAAGGAGCUGACCAAGCAUUAUCAGGGGAAGCAGACGAGACAGACGUCUUUUUCAGUAACCUGAACUCCGGUCAUGAUCACAGGGAUUAACGGCCCUGAAGACUUUAAAGGCUGCCCCGGUUUACCGCUUCCUGAAUUUCAAUGGGGAUGAGUCCCAGAGGCAUGCUGCCGGAGAGAACCCCAGAGCCGGGAUGGCGUGCUGGUCAACAGGGAAGAGUGCCUAUUGGGAAGAGACCGGUCCUUGAACAAACAGGUAGAACAAACAGGGGUUUACACCGUGAUCCUCAAUUCCUUUGAGACGUAUGUAUAUCUGCUAGCCCUCGCCAUCGGGGUGUUGGCUAUUGAGCUGUUCGCCAUGAUCUUUGCCAUGUGCCUCUUCCGAGGGAUCCAGUAAAGAGGAUCCUGCCCCUCCUGGUCCUGGUGAUUGCUAACCCUGCCUUGCCUCCUCCCCUCCCUACGGUCCCCACUCCUGCCUGCCUGCCCAAUCCAGACAAAAGAAAAGCUGGCAGGGGCUGGGUGGUGGGGAUGGUGAGAUGAAAUAGGGCAGUAAAUAGCUAUUUUUUUAACAAGAAGAAAUGAAGAAAGGAAACAAAAUAUUGUUGUAACAUAUUCUUGGCCAAGGAAAUAGCCCCGAAUCAGAGGGGCUGCGCACUGGACGUGAGCGCUGGGCUUCUCCCUAAGGGCACCCUGCCCAGGGACCAGGAGCCAGAAACCAACCAGGGGUGGAUUGCACUAAAGACCAAAGGAGCAUUGGCAGCACGGUGGUGGGAAGGCAUCUCCCAGCAUUCCUUCUUCCAGUACAGCCGGACCCCAUGACCACCCCUCGGGGCCAGUCUUAUAGACCACAACCACCACGUUUGACCAGGCCAAGAGAAGGCAGGAUGUCUUUGGAACUCCACCUUCCAGCCCCUCCCACAUCAACCCAGCCCUAGCCCUGGGAGAGGAGGGGAAAUCAGAGGAGUAUUGUCCCCUUCUCACUUCCUCCCUCCAGAGCUGAAACUAAGGCAGGGCAGUGAAGUUUGGCUCCAAGCGGGGGAAUUUAGAAGUAGCCACAUCACCUUCCUGGGGGCACACACCGACCUGCCCAGCCCACCUCUGGCAGCAGUGGGGAUGGUGGUCACUCACCCCCUGGCACAUGCCCAGCUCUGGCCCUAGCAGCCACCGCAGUGUGCUUUUUGGUUCUCCAAGUCCUACUUUCAGCAGGGCAGAAAUCUCAGGGGUGCGCGGACAUCCGCCCUCUUGCUGCAGGUGAAAAUGUCUGCCUUCCUUCCUUCUUCAGUUUCCCUUCUCCAAGCCUUCUCUUUCCCCAUGGACUAUCCCUUCUCUUUCCCUCCUGAUAAGGACAGGAGGAAAAGGCUGUGCCCAAGAGGAGGAUCCAGGGCCCCUGUAGGGAUGCCAUCGGGGCCCAAGAAAUGAAGACAAAUCCCUACUCCCUGCACGCCCAUCAGCUUAUGGCUUUCCUUCCUCCAAAGGGCCCUGGUGAGAAAGGAAAAAAGGAGCAGUCUUCAACAGAGACCGCAGGGAGGACCAAGAGCCUUUUUCUGAGGAAACAGGGAGGAAGACUGAGCCAGGGUAGUGCAGGGUGCAGUUGGGGGAUGGCGGUAGAGUAUCUAGAACAGACCCAGAGUGGGGACAAAUGGGGAGGCUUUUCUCCUCUCUGCUUUUCCUACACUCAGAUGAGCCUUCACCCAAUCCGAGGGGGAUGGGAGCUGAGGGUGAGGAGUGGGGUUGGUGGGAGACUUAAUCCCAGUGUAGGCUGUCAAUUGUCUUAGAAACUAGGGCCCUUUUCAGAAGCUACUGACUCUUUGAAGAAAGAAAGAAGACUUGGGCGGGUAGGGUAAGGGCAGGCUCCGGGCUCUCCACCAGGUCCAGGGCCAGAGCUGCUGCUGCUGCUGCUGCUGCUGCUUGUUUUUUGUAAUCAUUGCCCUGCACCACUCCCUCCAACCCUGACUUGCCCCUUUUCCCUUCUCUCUGUCAUUAUCUAAUUGGAGGCCCUAGGAGAGGUUGAGCGCCACAGGGCACUCCCAACUUCCCUCCCCCAAUCACCCAAUCUCCUGCCAUGUGAAAUAAGUUUAAAGUCUAUUUUGAAAAUGUAAAUGUUCCUUGGAGUAGAUAGCAGAGCUAAUUUAUCAUGUAUUCCCUCCCAUCAGGCUUUUUUUAUAUUGGGGAGUUUUUUUGUAAUAUAAAACAGAACACACAUUGAAUGUUCUGCACCGGUCUUUGUGUCUGUUUCUUAAAAAAUAAGUAAAUAAAUAACUGCAUACAUAAAUGGUGA